AGAGUACAUAAUGCUGGGCCACAAGACACCAGGCUGAUGUGGCUAAGGAAAAGGCCUGACUUUCAUUGUGAGAAGAUCGCCCAUUGUCUGACUGCAAACACUGCGACAGAGUGAUAUUUGUUGGAGCAUUACAGCAACGCUAAUUCCAUGACGACCUCUGUUGAAGUAUCUCCUCCAUGUUUGGAGCCCAAAUAAUGUUUGCCUCAGUUUAAGCCACAAGGAAAGGGGUAAAAUUUGCUUUAGCAGCCAACAAGCCUUCAGAAUAUUUGAAAGAUGGCGACCUUUGAUGUUGCAGACCUUGUCCUUUUUGUAAAUGGCAGAAAGAAGGUGCUCAUGAAUCCAGACCCUGAGAUGACACUGAUACAAUACCUGAGAAGUGAAUUGCAACUAACUGGCACAAAAAAAGCCUGUGGAUCAGGCCAUUGUGGGGCAUGUACUGUUAUGGUGUCCCAGUACUUACCUGAUACUAAGUCAGUCCACCAUUACAGUGUCAAUGCCUGUUUAUUGCCCUUGUGUUCUAUUCAUGGUAUGGCUGUCACUACAGUAGAAGGGAUUGGGAGUCUUCGUACAUUGCUGCACCCAGUACAAGAAAGGAUAGCUUCAGCACAUGGAACACAGUGUGGUUUCUGUACACCAGGUUUCGUCAUGUCCAUGUACACUCUGCUGCGGAACAAUCCAAGGCCUACUCUUUCCCAUUUAAACUCAGCUUUUGAUGGAAAUCUUUGCCGUUGCACUGGUUAUCGACCCAUACUUGAAGGAUAUAGAUGCUUCACAGAGGAAGAGUGUUGUGGAAAGGCUAAAAACUGCUGCCAGAAGAGAGAUGUAAACUCAACAGUUAAGACUAUAGAUGGAAGAGGAGAUGAAAGUUGUUUCUAUGACCCUACACAAGAACCAAUCUUCCCCCCUUACUUGAUGUUAGAAUGGCAACACCUCCAUGGCCAGCCUUUGAAAUUUGUGGGACCACGAGUCACAUGGUACCGCCCCACUUCGCUCAGGACACUGCUGGACAUUAAGAAAGACAACCCAAACUGUCACUUGAUUGUUGGCAACACCACCAUAGGCCUUGGAACUCAUUCAGACAAGUCUUUCAAUUUUGUGGUUGUGGAAGCAUGUCAUGUCAAGGAGCUCACGGCAAUAGAAAAAGAAGAGACCGGUAUCAAGUUUGGUGCUUCUGUUACAUUUGCAUCUAUGGAGAGAGCUCUGAGAGAUGUUGUUGAGUUUCUUCCAGAGGAAAAAGCACGUGUGGCUACUGCCUUUUUGGAAAUGUUGCUUUGGUUUGGUUCAAAUCAGAUAAGAAAUGUAGCGUCAAUAGCAGGAAACAUAUUGAGUGCCAGCCCAACAUCAGACCUAAAUCCUUUGCUACUGGCUUGUGGGGCCAUUCUUGAAGUUUCAAACACUGAUGGUGAAAGGCAUACGGUGAAGAUCGAUCAUUCAUUUUUCAAGGCUAACAAGCAGACAGCUAUUGCUGCAAAUGAGAUUGUUCUGUCUGUCUUUAUACCCUUUUCUACACAGAAUGAGUAUCUGUAUGGUUACCAGCAAGCUACUCGUAAAGAGUGUGAUGUGUCUAUUGUGAAUGCUGGCAUGCAAGUGAUGCUGGACACACGGGACAGAGUUAGUAAACUGGUGAUUGCCUUUGGAGGCUUGGCAGACACUACUGUUGUAGCUGCUAAUACAAUGGAAAAGUUAAUUGGCUGUACAUGGAAUGAGGAUCUUCUUCAUCAGGCGUGUGCACUUCUAAGCUCUGACUUUCCUUUAAAAGAGGGUCCAGAGUAUGACAUGGUGCAGUACAGAAAGACUCUAGUAGUCAGCUUUUUCUUCAAGUUUUACUUGACUGUUCUUCACAACCUGCAGCAGAAAGUGUCAAGUAAUCGUAUAUGUUCAACUGACAUGAGCGCUAUCAUGCCCCUGGAACGAGAAGCAGUAAAAAGCUUGCAGCGGUUUGAGCCUGUUCCUGAUACACAGUUGCCAAAUGAUGCAUUGAGAAGACCUUUGGUGCAUGAAUCUGCCUACCAGCAGGCCACUGGAGAAGCUCUAUAUCUUGAUGACAUGGCUCCCAUGAAAGGAGAGCUUUAUAUAGCGUUUGUGCUCAGCAGCAAAGCUCAUGCAAAGCUGGUAAAUGUGGAUCCUUCGCUGGCUUUGAAAAUGCCUGGUGUUGUUGAUUUUAUUUCCCAUGUGGACAUUCCAGGGAAGAAAGUGUGGGGUACCUUUCAAGAUGAUGAAGUGUUUGCCAUCUCAGAGGUUAUAUACAAAGGGCAACCAGUAGGGGCAGUUCUGGCAGACACAGUGGUCAGAGCUCAAAAUGCAGCCAGUGCUGUGGUGGUAGAGUAUGAGGAGUUGGAUUCCAUCAUUACAAUUGAAGAUGCAAUAGAAAAGAAAUCCUUUUUUGAUUACAAUCCAUGCAUUGAGAAAGGUGAUGUGGAAACUGCAAUGGCAUUAGCUGAAAAUGUCCUGGAAGGAGAGUUCACUGUUGGUGCUCAAGAACAUUUUUAUCUUGAGACAUUUUCAGUGAUCGUAUAUCCGGGAGAAGAUGGGGAGCUAGAGGUCUUUUCGAGCACGCAAAAUCCUGCUGGAGUUCAGCAAGCAUUGUCAGCAGUGCUGGGACUUCCUUUACACAAAGUGACUGUACGCACUAAGAGAAUAGGUGGGGGAUUUGGUGGCAAGGAGUUACGGGCACCACUUGUUGCACUGCCUGCUGCUGUUGCUGCUGUGAAAUGUGGCCGUCCUGUCCGCUGUAUUUUGACACGGGAAGAAGACAUGGUUAUGACAUCACAAAAGCAUUCUGUUCUUGCUAAGUACAAGAUUGGAUUUUCAUCACUGGGUCAGAUUAAAGCAUUGGAUUGUCAGUUCUUUCUCAAUGGUGGAUGUUCUGUGGAUAUUUCAUAUAAAGUCCUUGACAAGACUAUUGUGGACUCUGAUUUCUGCUACAUGAUUCCAAACUUGAGGGCAAGAGGGCAGGUGUGCAAAACAAAUCUUCCUACUAGAUCUUCCUUUAGAGGCUUUGGUACUCCGGAAGCCAUGCUUUUGAUAGAGACAGCUUUGUACAAGGUGGCUACAUAUCUCAACAUGAAUUUUGAAGAGUUAAGAGAGCUUAACUUCUACAAAGAUGGGGAUACAACCCACUACAAUCAGGUCCUGGAGGAGUGUAAUAUAAAGCGAUGUUGGGAGGAAGUCAUAACCCAGAGUAACUUCCACCAGAGGCGGCGACAAGUAAAUCUCUUCAACAGUGAGAAUAGAUGGCACAAGCGAGGAAUUUGUUUGUCUCCCAGUAAAUUUGGUUUGGGCUUCUUCUUACCAAUCCAGAAUCAGGCUGGUGCUUUGGUAAAUUUAUACAUAGAUGGUACUGUCUUAGUAGCCCAUGGAGGGGUAGAGAUGGGACAAGGGCUGCACACAAAAACUAAGCAGAUUGCAAGCAAUGUUUUUCAAGUCCCAGCAUCAAAAAUAAGAGUGAAUGAGACAUCAACCAGUGUGGUACCCAAUGCAUCACCUACCGCUGACAGCCUCUCCUCUGACCUCUAUGUUGUUGCUGUAUUAAAUGCAUGCAACAUUCUUCGUGAACGACUGAAGCCAAUUCAAGAGCAAAAUCCUGGAUGUAGCUGGGAAGAAUUGAUCGCAGCAGCAUACAAUGCAAGAGUGAGUUUAUCUGCAACAGGGUUUUACAAGACUCCUGAUGUUUCAUAUGAUGUGAAGACCAACACUGGCCGUCCCUAUGCAUGCUACACUUUUGGAGCAGCAUGUACAGAAGUGGAAAUAGACUGUCUUACUGGAGAUCACCAGGUUCUGAGAACUGACAUCAUUAUGGAUGUGGGAAAGAGUCUGAAUCCUGCCAUUGAUAUCGGACAGAUAGAAGGUGCUUUCAUGCAGGGAUAUGGGAUACUCAUGCUGGAAAAGCAUGUGGUACAGCCUGAUGGCACUCUGCUGACCAGAGGAAGUGACACAUAUAAAAUCCCUUCUAUGGGCAACAUCCCGCAAAGCUUCAAUGUCAGCCUUCUCCAAGACAGUGGAAAUACCAGGGCUUUCUAUUCAUCAGAGGGUAUUGGUGAACCAGCUAUGCUGCUUGCAGGAUCCGUAUUCUUUGCUGUAUGUGAUGCCAUCAAAGCAGCGCGUGAAGAUGAGGGGCUUGACCCAGUCUAUGAUAUGAAUAUACCAGCUACACCAGAUAGAAUUCGAAUGGCCUGUGUGGAUCGUUUUACGAACAUAGUGUGAAUAUUAUGGGUGUACAUGAACUCAUGAUUUCUGUUUGAGAAGAUAAUUGAGCAUGUUGUCAUAAAUUUUGGAUAGUAUGCAUGAGCUAAUACUGUGAAAACCAUUGUGGGAUUGUGAAAUAUAUUUAGAGAAAUUGUUACUUGGUUUGAAUUUUAUGAAUUUAGGUUAUAAAUAAGUUUAAAUAUGAACCAUGACACAAAUAUAAAAUUUAUCAAGUUUUUUUGGUAGAACAUUUUUGUUAUUUUUUUAUCAAAACAAUAUUUCUGCCACUUUUACAUCUUGCCUAAAAUGCAAGAGAAUCUUAAAAAAUGCUGGAUGACAGAUACAAUUAAAAAAAAAACUUAGAUACAGGCCUACACAGAUGGAUAAGCCACAGAGGCAAGUGGGACAGAUGGAGCAGGAAUAUACAUUGAAUAUCCAAAUGGACAGAAACAACCACCAGCACAGGCCUCCACUGCUUUAACUACAAAGCUGAAGAAGCAAGAAGACAAUGGGAUCUGUAUCACGGAUAUGCAAACCAUAAUCAAAUCCAUCCCUAGACCAUGACUGCAACAAGCAGCUAUUCAGACAGGAAAAAAGUGACUUUAGACUUUGAACUAGGCACAAAAUAUAGAGUUAACGAACAGAGCUAUCUUAGACGUACCAUUCCAGAACAGGCUGCAGAAUACUCUCCCGGCCUGCAAUAAUUUUCUUGGGAGAUAUGGUCGUAGCUGUAUGCGUGAAUGGUGAUUCUUCACAAGACCACCAAUUAAGUUCCAGAGAAGAUUAAGCCUCCAAGUGUCGAGACAAAUGGCAUACGAAAGUGUACAUUUUUUGUGACUUUAUAUAUAUAUAUUCUUAAAUGUCUAAACUUACCCAGGUAUAAACAAUUUUAUCUGUAUUUCAUCUGUUAUUUUCUUCAUUCCAUUUCGUUAUGCUAGAAAAAAGACUAUUUUUUGUUUCAGGAGAGCAAGGGCUGAGGAGAUGUACUAUUUCACCAGAGAAAUAAUUAUAUAGCUGUAAAUUUGAAACUGCGAAGUACUUUAAGAUACAAAUGUCUAUCAUUUUAACUUUAUAUAAGCAGUAAAUGUUGAUGUCAUGGAAAAAUUACUGUAAAUACAACAUGAUAAAACUUCAUCUUUUUUUUUUUUUUUUGCUGCUAUAGCGGUGACAGAAAUAAAAGUUGUAGUCUUUAACACAUC
Molecule: messenger RNA, 5384 nt
Organism: Pomacea canaliculata
Lineage: Eukaryota; Metazoa; Mollusca; Gastropoda; Architaenioglossa; Ampullariidae
Product: xanthine dehydrogenase/oxidase-like
Exons: 35
Coding region: 274-4203 (1309 amino acids)
Molecular function (GO): FAD binding; 2 iron, 2 sulfur cluster binding; oxidoreductase activity
Source: RefSeq, a predicted model, not a curated record